Molecule: messenger RNA, 2112 nt
Organism: Penicillium argentinense
Lineage: Eukaryota; Fungi; Ascomycota; Eurotiomycetes; Eurotiales; Aspergillaceae
Product: origin recognition complex subunit 4
Exons: 2
Coding region: 1-2112 (703 amino acids)
Biological process (GO): DNA replication initiation; DNA replication
Cellular component (GO): nuclear origin of replication recognition complex; nucleus
Molecular function (GO): ATP hydrolysis activity; DNA replication origin binding
Source: RefSeq, a predicted model, not a curated record
AUGAGAGAACCUCGAGCAUCCAAGCGGAGAAGAGUUUCAGAGGAACCGGUCGAAGAUGAUGAUGGGGAUAUCGCAAUGGAGAGCGAUGCAGCCUACUCUGAGCCGUCCUCUCCAGCAGCUGGCGACGACUCCGAAGAAGACCAAGAUUACCGCGGACCUAGGCAAUCUGUAUCACGGCGAAGGUCCACUCGAGGCAGGAAAAACGUACCGACGGGCUUAGAUGAGGACGGAAAUGAGAAGGCACCUCAACCUGAGACCCCCUCGAGGGGUACACGGGCGAGUGGCCGCCAGCGCAAAACGCCCGCAAAACUUGAAGGCGACGCUCCCGCAGCGACACCACGAAGCGGCCGCGGCGUGAGGAGUGUGCAAAAGUCACGACGACAGUCGGUUGACGAGUCUGAUAUGGACAUUGAUAUCCAGUCUCCGCAACCGAAGUUGUCAGUUUCCAGAACCCGAUCUCGAAGGAGCACCGCCAGAAACAAGACAAACGGUACGAAUGAUGAAGGGCUGGACCGAUCUCCGUCGCCGGCAUAUCACGAUGGUCUUGAUGACCUGAUUGCCAUGCAACUCCAACAAGAUCUACAGAAACAACAAGAAGUGCAGCAAGAGAUUACCGAAGUGGUAGAGGCUCCACCCGAGUAUGUUGAGAAGCUGCAGACUCUCUGUCAGGAUGGUUACCAUGAUGAAAUUCGGGUGCUCUCGAGUACCAUACUUGAAAAGCUCACUGGAAAGCGACAAAUCCCGCUUAAGGGGCUCGAGAACGAGUACAACAAGGUCAACCAUCUGAUCGAACAGACUGUGACCGUGGGCGAAGGAAACUCGAUGCUUCUUCUUGGUUCUCGUGGUUGCGGGAAAACAGCCAUGGUCGAGACAAUCCUCUCUUCUCUGGCGAAGGAGCAUAGCAAUGAUUUCCACGUUGUCCGUCUCAACGGAUUCCUUCACACGGAUGAUCGCCUUGCCCUCCGGGAGAUGUGGCGUCAGCUUGGUCGCGAGACUAAUACCGAGGACGAUGCUUCGAAAGUGAGCUCUUACGCAGACACAAUGGCGACUCUUCUAGCCCUCCUAUCUCACCCAGAAGAGUUGUUUGGAGCCAAUGUCAAUGGAAAUGCAGUGACCGCUGCCAAAUCAAUCGUCAUUCUCUUGGACGAAUUUGAUCUAUUCGUCACACACCCGCGUCAGACUUUGCUAUACAAUCUGUUCGAUAUUGCCCAGGCACGAAAGGCGCCCAUUGCAGUGAUUGGUUUGACCACGAAGGUCGAUGUGACUGAAAUGCUGGAGAAGCGUGUGAAGAGUCGAUUCAGUCACCGAUAUGUAUACAUUCCCCUGCCCAGGACCUACGACAUCUUCUCAGAGAUCUGUAUGGCGAGUUUGGACCUCAACGAGGAGGAAUCUCAGCAAAUCAUAAACUUGCUCUGUUCCGAGAACCCCGUCUUGGAUGGCAAUAAUUGGACAGCACUUCUCGGUGGAUGGCAAGAGUAUCUGAAGUCCAUGUGGCAAGACAAAGACUUCCAGUUCCACCUCAAAAGGAUCUACAACCAAACCAAGUCCGUCAAAGAAUUCUUCACCAGCGCCCUGCUCCCUAUUACAGACCUCCAUCUCAGCACUCACGGUGUCGACCAACCGACCCUGCAAAUACCCACCCCGAAGAGCUUCACCUCCCAAACCCUCUCCUGCCCGGACCCGGCGCCGCUCCCAUUCUCGGCAUCCGUUUCGGCAUCGUCCAGCUCGUCAUCGCUCCCGUUGGCCUUGCUCGUGGCUGCCACGCGCCUCGCAGCUCUCUUCGACCCCGGCAACGAAGGUGUCCAAGCUCAGAGUCUGGCACCUCUUGCUCUUUCUUUCCCCGCCGCAUACGCAGAGUACGUGCGCUUGCUGACUACUGCCAAGACAUCCGCCUCUGUCUCUGGAGCUGCUGCAACCGCGGGUCGUGUUUGGGGACGAGAUGUUUCCCGGGAAGCUUGGGAGAAGCUUGUUACCUGGGGUCUUGUCACUCCUGUGGGAUCUGGAAAUGGCACUGCUGAUGGCCAGAUGUUCCGUGUCGAGAUUAGCUUUGAGGAAGUCAUUGACAUGGCUGGCUCGGGCGGUUCACUCGGACAAUGGUGGCGAGAUGGCUGA